GAGAAGGAGGUGGUCGCGAGAGGAGAUGCUCUCGCUGUAUCUUGGAAUCAUUUCUCGGUUGGAGGGGUCGCGGCGCUCGCAUCCGAGACGGAUUCUUACAUCUCCAUCUUUUAAACUACACUGACGGACCGUUGGACUCGUGCCAGAAUGUGACUGCCAUGGCCUGUCUCGGUUUGGAUCCUUCCGGUCUUUAGAUAGAAAACCCAAUCCAGGUUUCUAUAGCAACAGAAAUAACUGACGGUCGCAAAAGUACGGCUUCCGCAAUGCACUCCUCCCGCGCCGCGCUGCCCCUGAGGCCUCGACGAUUCGACACAAGCAGAAGAACCAACACCAGCGUGGAACCGAAGCCCCAUGGCCCGGCUUUCCGGAGGGAAGAUAAAAACAUGAACACCCUCUCCACCUCCUCGCCACGUCGACCUACCAAAGUGCCCCCAGAGUCUUCCAGGGUGAAGGUGGGGGCCCAGGCACGUGGGCCUGUGGUUCAGUCUAGACUGGGCCUACAGAAGCAGACCUCCGGCCCUGCCACCAAACCCAAACCCAAGAGCAUCCGUGCGGCAGCAGUGUCUAACGUAGCUCCUCCUCCUCCUCCUCUUCCUGUCCUGGAUCCUAACUGUAACGAGCCCAGCCUGCCGUGUCUAUGCUGUGAUGGGCGCUCUCCACAGGACAACAACAGCAUGUUCAACCACAACCACAACAACAACAACACGGUCUCUAUCAGACAUCAACUCAAACUCCAGCCUCCUCCUCCACCCCCACCACUGAGGCAGGAGGGGUCAGGGGUCAAGGCCCAAGCCCAGCCCCAGGCCAGUCCCGCCCAGCCCCAGCCACUUGACGCCUCCUCCCCCCUUGCUGCUCUGGAACUGGAGGUACAGAAAGUAAAGGAGAGCUCGAACGUGGACAACAAGAAGGAGGAGGAGGAGGAGGAGGGAAGCAGCGUGGAUGUUGAUAUCGAGGUUGAUGUGGACGAAGAUGACGAUGAAGAGGAGGGAGUUGAUGAUGAAGAUGACGAUGACACGCUUGUCCCCUCGUGCUGUGACUGUCCUCCCUCCCUCUUAGACUUCUCUCUCUCCUCCUCCACCUCUUCCUCCUCCACCUCCAUCAGCUCCUGCUCCGAUCUGGACCUGGACUGCGCGGAUCUCUCCAUGUCUCUCUCCUGUUCCCAGACGCACUCUGAUCUCUCUAUUGCCCUCUCACCCCAGGAUCAUGCGUUUGCUCAGGCUCCUGAAUGCUACCCUCCUUCUAGUUCGCCCCCCACCCUGCCUCUUCAGGUCUCCGACCCCUCCUCUCUCUGCUCUGCGUCGCGUUCCCCCCCUCCCCUCUGCUCCCCCGACGAGGGGUACCCCUCUGCCCCUGCCUCCCCUUCGUCCGACUACCUGGGAAUCAAAGGCCAGGCAGGGCAUCUGGGUUCAGGGGUCAGUAAACUGGGCCUCAUGGACUUCCUGGAAUCGAUGGGAGAGUUCGGAAAGAUGGAACGCUUCAGUCAGGUGAUCCAGGUGGCUCGCUGGGACCUGGAUGGGGAUCCCUCGGGAGAGCUGCUGAGGGAUCGACUGGAUCACCUGGAUGGUCUGGAGAAGGUCAACAGACAGGUUAAGCUGGCCCACAUUACCAGGCUCCACGAGAAGGGUCUGGAUCUGGCCGAUCUGGGAGAGGCGGAUUUCUCCGAUGUUUUGGAUGAGAUGGGGAACGUCGACAUUCCCUGGAAGCUGUACAAAAGACAGUCGUUGGGAGAUUCCCAGGAGUUCUCUGAUGCUGGUGUGGACCUCACAGCCCCUUCAGACUCCGAGGAGACCCUGGCUUCAGACUCUCUGACUCCGUCUCCCGUGGAGCCUCCGCCUAGACCUCCCAAACCACCCGCCCGCCACGCCAGCGUGAACUCUGACCUCCACACCUACAUCAACAUCAGCCGAGAGCCCUCCUCCAUCUGCACCUCACCCAGCCCCAUCCUCUCCACCUUCUCCCCAACCUCCCCCUCGUUCUCCACCUUCAGGUGUGAGAAACCCCUGCCCCCGUCUCCUCCAUCCAUUCCUCCUCUCCCGGUCUCUCAGCCCAUCCCUUACUUCUCCCUCUACGCUGGCCCUCCUCCCCCAUCCAUUCCCUCCCUCCUCCCCCCCAUCCCUCCGCCUCGGAGGCGACACCUCGCCCGCAAGGAGGCGCAGAGGCUGGCCGCUCUCCAAGCGGAACAGGAAAAGACCCCCUUCUGCCUACCCCCCCCCACCUCGCGUCCCCCUCCUCUCCCCCCUCACCCAGUCAUCUCCAUCUCCACCUCCUCCCCCCCUGCCGUCCCCCCCCCACCAGCCCUGCCUCCUCCUCCCUCCUUCCAUGCCUUGGAUGUAGAGAUCCGGAAGCUUCUGAUGCUGGCUGGACUGACCCAAGCAGAGCUUCAGAAGCUGAGUCCAGAGCUGGGGGUCUGUGUUGGGGGACUGGAGGAGCAGGGAGAGGGUGUGAACCUCCACCUGAGCAGACCUGAAGAGCCACAGGAACGAGGGACUCGUAGAAGGGAGGACAGAAAGGGGGAGGAGGAAUAUGAUAUAGAAGGGAUGACUUUGGAUGGAUGGAGAGAUGGAGGAAAGUUAGAUGUGGAAAGGCAUAGAGGGAUGGACGCACUCGGAGAAGCAGAAGAAGAAGAAGCCAAGAAGGAGGAGAGCAGGAGUCCACUGAGGACCACCUCCUUUACCGAGAUGGCGAAGAGAAGGAACAGAAGAAGUGGGUUCGGGGCCCCUGAACCCUCCUACAGCACUGGCCUCAGCAAAACUGCUGAUAAGAAAGCUACAAACAUGACCUUUGGGACUUUCAGUUACUCCCCUGUGUUCUCGGAUCCCCCUCCCCCUCCUCCUCCACGACCUUUACCCCCAGUCCCCCCCACCCUGCCUCCUAUCAAAGUCUGCACCCUCACUGCCAACUCCUUCAGACCUGACCGAUUUGAUUGGCUGAUGGCGUUUUCACCCGACGGGGAAACGCCACCACUGCCCCCGAGAAAACAUGAGCUGGUGAAUCCACCGAAGACGACAACCUCCCCGAAGACAACAACCUCCCCGAAGACAACAACCUCCCCGAAGACAACAACCUCCCCGAAGACAACAACCUCCCCGAAGACAACAACCUCCCCUAAGACAACAACCUCCCCGAAGACGACAUCCUCUUCAGGGUCUACCUCAGGGAGGGGGUCAGGGUCUGGGUCAGGGUCAGGGUCUGGGUCAAAUGUGACAACCUUCAAGGAGCUGCGUAACCGUAGCAAGACCAGCUUCCCCGCCACUCAGAUAAUAACCGACCCAGACCCCGACCCCAACAUUGUCACCCCUGACCCUGACAUACUCUACAACCUCAAAUGGAGGAGGGAGAAGACAGACGGGGACGACGUCCAAUGGGAGUACACCUCCCAGGCUCAGGCCGUCUUCAUGAACCCGCCCCCUCUCACCUCAUUGGCUGCCCUUAGAGAAAUGUUCCAGAAAGAGGAUGAUAACAUUGGACAACCCGAAGUGCGCCCGUCACAGAAGAUUGGGUGCUCAGCCAGCGAGGGGGACCUGUGGACGAGGGGGCGAGAGAGAGAAGGGGAUGGAGAGAUGAGGGAGGAUGAGGAAGGAAAAGGAGAUGAAGAGAUGGAGGUGAGAGGAAGAGCGGAUGGAGGAAGAACACUGGAGUCCAGAACCACAGGUGUUCUGUGUGUGUCGUUCGCCGGUUCGGAACAAAAAGGCUUGACUUCCUGGAUGGGAGAAAAUGUGCGGGGUCCUGUGAGAGGUCUUGGGCUGUCCUCUCUGUGCCUGCAGGAAAAGAGAGCUCUGGUCAGUUCGGUCAGCGUGGCGGUGGAGGCGGUGCUGUCCCAGUUCAGCUCCUCCAGGACCCUGGUACAGAAGGCGCUGUCAGGAGACAGUAGUGUGAAUCCGUCUGUGGGUCGCCUGGCGCUGCAGUGCCUCUGCCCCGCCCUGCGCAGCCUUCUGUCCGAUGGCCUCAAGCCCCACCAGAAUGACCUUAUUUCAGGCAGGAGGCCAAAUUCAGCCUGGGGACUGGUCCAGGCCUCCACCAAGUCAGGGGCUGGUACCGCAGCCUUGCACAGCAUUCAGACUCGUGUUGGAGAGCUAACACAGCUGAGACAAAGCAAACACAGGUUCAACGCCUUCCUGCUCGGCCUGCUCAACAACAAGCUGCUGGAUUUCUGGCUCUCUCACCUGCAGUCCUGCAGUGACGUGCUGGAGACAUUUUAUCGGCCCACUUCCUUCAUGCGCCUGUCCUCGACUUCCUGCCAGCCUCUGUUUGAAGAGCUCCUCCUCCUGCUGCAGCCGCUGGGCCUGCUGACCUUUAACCUUGACCUGCUCUUCCAGCACCACCAUCUCGAGCCAGCCAAUCAAAGCCCAAACAUCCCCAGCCCACCCAAUCAAGAUGCAGGGUUCAGGCUCUCACCACGAGGGUCGGCUGCUAAUUGGCUGGGUAGAAGCUACUUUGAGAGCCUGUCAGAGCUUGAUUCUGGGAGCGUGGAACUUGAGGAGACCAAUGUCAGAGCAAGUUCCUGUUCAAUGGCUGAUCCGCUGGCUGGAGGGUUGGGGGAGUUGGCCAAUGGCAGUGUGGCGUCUGUGAAGGUCCCUGUCGGUGUGGGGAAGACAAGCCCUCAGCUUCUGUGGGUGCAGGAGAAGGAGAUAAGGAACAUAGCGCCCCCUAGUGACGGGGAAGCCAGCUUAUCCCAGCAGGCCGGACAGGUCAUCCAGCAGGGAUGGGGGGCUGUGAUGCGCUGGGGGGGCCGGCUGGGCCAGAACCUGACAGAGCUGAGCCCAGGGGUGACCUCCAGACCUCCAGACCACCAGGGCCAGGCUCAGCAGACUGACCCCAGUGGGAGUGAGCGUCCUCGGGAAGACGGUGCUGCUGCUGUCCCCUGGAGCUUUGGGAGACUGUUUGGAGCCUCUAAAGACUCCAUGACACCCACCCCGCCCAGCAGACGUCCCUCUCAGUGGCUGGCUCCUGGUGUGACUGUCUUGACCCGCAUGGUCAGCAGCAGUUCCACCCCCACACUCAAGAGGGCGCUGGAGCCCGAGGCCAAGUGCCAGAUAGAGAUGGAGAGCCAGAGGGAGGGGGACACUGAGGAGGACAUGGACAAGCCACGCCCCCUCAGGUCGGUCAGGACACUGUGCGAUCACUCCGGCACAGGGGCGGAGCUUAGCUUCCAGAAGGGGGAGGAGCUAGUCAUCUUGGGUGGCGUCGACCACGACUGGAUUCGCUGCCGUCAAGGAGAAAAGGAAGGCCUUGUGCCCAUUGGCUACACCUCCUUAAUCAUGUGACUUCAGUUGCCGGAUUGCUGCUGAUAUAAGAAUUUAAGAACAAAAACAAAAAAAACACAAAAAAGAUUAACAAUGAGAGGUUGUGUUCAGGUAAUAAUACUCUGGAAGAGAUAGUUCACACUUAAAUCAAGAUGGUCUGAAAUGUAGGUACAUAGCUUACAACACCAUCUGCUGUAUUCAGUUCACCGUGUGAGUAAACAGCAGCGCUAACCCACACGUGAACAUGAGUGGGUCCACUUCAGGUACAACAGAUGGUGUGCAAUAACAACUCAAAUCUAUAACACUUCUCAUCUUUGAUUUCGGGGUGAUUUAUCUCUUGUUCCUUGUUUCUCCAUCCUCUCUCCUCGGUGACCAAAGAUCUGGCAGCAUCUGGAUGAGUCUGAGCCGGAUGAGAUCUGUGCUUAAUUCAGCUCAUCCACGCGCUCUCAGAUCUGUGGUCACUCUGAGGCGUGGCGGCCUGCUGGUCACUUGUUUCCCUGCUGCGUCGUCGUAGAGACGGGGCUCAGACCAGCCGGCCGCCCAGUGAAGGAAGCCGUGUUAGAUUAUUGGCCCGUAGUUCCUGUUGCGUAGAGAUGUAACUUAGUGACCCGUAGCUGUGUUCUGUGACCUCUCUGACCACCCCGAUAUCCCUCCCCUGUGGCCUGGUUUGUGUGUUGACAUGUUUCUGCAACUCUUAAGCGUUAAAUGAUAACUAUUUGACUG
Molecule: messenger RNA, 5966 nt
Organism: Osmerus eperlanus (European smelt)
Lineage: Eukaryota; Metazoa; Chordata; Actinopteri; Osmeriformes; Osmeridae
Gene: rusc1
Product: RUN and SH3 domain containing 1
Exons: 11
Coding region: 264-5264 (1666 amino acids)
Cellular component (GO): cytoplasmic vesicle
Molecular function (GO): protein binding
Source: RefSeq, a predicted model, not a curated record